This is a messenger RNA of Caenorhabditis remanei, 1227 nucleotides long. RefSeq lists its product as uncharacterized. Lineage: Eukaryota; Metazoa; Nematoda; Chromadorea; Rhabditida; Rhabditidae. The coding region runs from base 1 to 1227 and encodes 408 amino acids. The record is from RefSeq and is a predicted model, not a curated record. The transcript is spliced from 5 exons.
AUGAAAAUAGAGUUUAUCGGAAUAGCGGAGAGAAGUGUGGAAACCGCAAAGGAUUGGAUUUAUAUCAACUAUCGAAAAAUAAAGAAAUCAAUAAUUCCCGGAUAUUUCAAUUUUCUCAAUAAAGUGGUCGGUGUGAAAGUGGAAGAAAUCAUUACAAAUAACUUAUGGCAUCCUGAAGAAAAGUUCGCUCGAAACCUCCAUAAGAGUAUCCAUUUGGACUUAAUUGGCGGGAAUCGAGGAAGUGUCCGCAGAUUGAUUGGACUGGAAGAUGUGUGUGAAGGAUGUGUGAAAUGUGCGAAUAUGGCAAAACGAUGUGUGGAGUAUGGACCGUUGAGAUUUCGAGUGUUGAAAAGGAUUAAGAAUCCGAUGCAUUACAGAAAACUGCAUAUUUCUGAUAAACUAAUUGAAUGUAUUGCCGACUACUGUACACUGAAAUCGACAACAAAAAAGAAGUGUUUCAAACGUUUGAAUAACAUCAUAAGACGCUCUAUUUCAUGUGACACAUUGGUUCUGUGGAUAAGUGAAACAAGAGAAUACUAUAUCAAUGGGGUUCUGAAAAGUGCUCAUUUCCCAAUGCCACGAGAAGUAUUGGAUGUCAUGAUUAGGAAAUGGAAUGUCAAAUCUGUGAAACUGAAUAUGAUAUAUCUCAAAAUCCACCAUGUUUCCGUCAGAGUAUUAGAAUCAUACGAUUGUGCUCGUGGACUAAUGCAGCGUAACCCGGAAACGGAGGAAGAGAAGAUUUAUGAGAACUACAUUGCAAAUCUCCGAAGACUAUUUCAAAUGGACAAAAUAUCGAUUGAUUUCGGUCACUGGAGACAUAAAUACAGUGCUAGUUUGGAAGAAUUCAUGAAGAAUAUAUUGAGAGUGAUUCAAUUGGAGAAACAACGGAAACUCGAAGUGAAUAUUCAAUUUUUCACCGAGAUUUGCAGUUUUAAAGUGGGAAAUUCUGAAGAAUUGGCUGAAAUUCCAUCAGAAUACUCGUUGCUCAGUGAUCGAGUGGAAUGUAUCCGAAUGUUUGUCCCAUUUGAAAUUGUCGAAAGUGGUCCAGAGAGAUUGAAUAUGAUUAAAUGGGUUGGGAGACGAUUUCAGGUCAAGGAUAUGGAUAAUCAUUUCACACUAAACUUGAAUAUUUAUGUGAAGGAAAUAGAGUUGAGGGAGUUGGAUAACGGAUUGAUGGACACACAUCCGAAUAGUUUGAUUGGAGUGUUCUUGCAACUGGUAACAUAA